AACGGUGCUCGGUGUAGCUAAAACAAAGUAAGCAAAAACAUUACCAAUAUAACCUGCUAACAAGCAACGAAAGAAUGAUGGCGUUCCGAGGCAUCAUACGUUACCUGUUUGUACUUUGCUGCUUUCUUUCACUGUCCGAUGUGGCGAUGGGGCAGGAUGAUGAUGGUACUUCUUCUUCUGCUACCGCCCUGGAACCGGUGUGCCCGAACAUAGUGAAGCGGGCACAGUGGGGUGCGGCCAAAUCGAGCAACGUCACUUACCAGCUGAAACCGGUUGCGAACGUCAUCGUGCAUCACACGACGGGUGAACGUUGCUCCACCAUAACAUCCUGCAAGGAGAUGGUGCGGAAUAUACAAACCUUCCACCAGACCCAGAACAAAUGGAGUGACAUCGGUUACAACUUUCUGAUCGGCACCGGAUACAUUUACGAAGGUAUUGGUUGGCAUCGGACGGGUGCGCAUCUGCGGGGAUACAACGACAAAUCGAUCGGUGUGGCCUUCCUCGGGAACUUCGACCAGGACCGACCGACGGCUCGUAGCCUCGACUUGCUCGCUCGGCUACUGCAGUGUGGCGUCGAGAUUGGUGAACUUACUGACGCCUAUCGGCUGUACGGUGCCCGUCAGCUUCAGGCCAGCAACAGCCCAGGGAAGUGGUUGUACGCGAAACUGCAAACGUUUGACCAUUGGCUGAUGGAUGACUAGCGCAUCGUAGACGUUGCUAAAUGAAGCGCUCCAAAUAAAAACUCUCCACACUGA
This is a messenger RNA of Anopheles funestus (African malaria mosquito), 755 nucleotides long. RefSeq names its product peptidoglycan-recognition protein 2-like. The record is from RefSeq and is a predicted model, not a curated record. Gene Ontology annotation, biological process: innate immune response; peptidoglycan catabolic process. NCBI's taxonomy places the organism in Eukaryota, Metazoa, Arthropoda, Insecta, Diptera, Culicidae. The transcript is spliced from 3 exons. The coding region runs from base 75 to 701 and encodes 208 amino acids. Gene Ontology annotation, molecular function: zinc ion binding; N-acetylmuramoyl-L-alanine amidase activity; peptidoglycan binding.